AUGGCUUCCCUUCUUUCAACUUCAUCAGCUCCUGUGGUCACCCUUCCUCACAGUGCUGCUCCCAGAGCCAAAUGCACCAUAAGGCAAAUUGGUUUCUCUGCAGUUUGUGCGGUCGGGGGACUAAUAUUUGUGCCUAAGAUCCAAAUCUCAAAGGCAGCAACAAGAUCAUAUCAACCAUCUCGUUGCUCCAAGACAACAAUUUCAUGCUCCAUUGUAGUAACACUUUCUAUAGCAACAUACAUAUAUAUAUAUGAUGAGACUGAGCAUUGUAUUAUUACUUACUAUUUUGUGCAGGCUCAACCAGAAACUCUGCAGAUUGUCCAGAGCACAAUUGCAAAGCAACUGUCCAUCGAUGAAAGCACAGUGAACCCCCAAACCAAAUUUGCUGAUUUGGGGGCUGACUCUCUCGAUACUGUAUGUUCCUUUUAA
Ilex paraguariensis (yerba mate) is the source of this 429-nucleotide messenger RNA. Lineage: Eukaryota; Viridiplantae; Streptophyta; Magnoliopsida; Aquifoliales; Aquifoliaceae. The record is from the annotation of a GenBank genome assembly.